Jatropha curcas is the source of this 3518-nucleotide messenger RNA. Its product is annotated as S-locus lectin protein kinase family protein. Lineage: Eukaryota; Viridiplantae; Streptophyta; Magnoliopsida; Malpighiales; Euphorbiaceae. Gene Ontology annotation, molecular function: ATP binding; protein serine/threonine kinase activity. Gene Ontology annotation, biological process: protein phosphorylation; recognition of pollen. The record is from RefSeq and is a predicted model, not a curated record.
AAUAAAGUUGAAUAGCAAGUUCAAUUGUUUCGUCAACAAAAGUUUUUAAUCCAUUGAUGAUGAUAAAUUCAGAGUUUUGGGAAUGAAAAAACAAAUAAGAAAGCUUCAAAUAAGGGUUGAUUUCAUGGACUUUUUAUCCGUAAUCACUGACUUUCUUACCUGGAUAAAUUGGGUUCCUCCAUUAUUUUAAUCCUUUGUCUGUUCUAACCAAAUUAGUCCUACUAGAAUUGGCAUGGCUCUGUUGUCGCUAUACAGUUGCCCAGAAGAAAAGAUUUCUUGGUUGACCUGUUUAUGCACACUAUCUGUUCGUUUUUUUAUCCCAACCAAGUAGAUGUGUUUACUUUUGUCUUUGGAUUACUGAUUCGCUUUUCUUUUUUUGGUUUCUUACCAGUCUUUCUUCAAUGGGGUGGUUAUGACUGAAGUUAAUAGAAUAUAGGUGCAAUGAACAUUGCUUAGUGUGCUGGUUCAUGAAGCAAGCAAGCGCCAAUCAUGCUACAAUAAAUAUAACCCAUGUUUUCGUCAGAGCGGCAUUAAAAUAUUUAGUGUGUAAAGAACUGGUGGCAAUUGUCUUUAGCAGAUGGGUUUAGACUAUAAGUGAAUGAUUGUUAACAUAUAAGAAGAAAUGGUUGUCAACUGAUUAAAUAAACCCUACCUUAGUUUUGAUCCAAAAUGGGAAUUUUUAAAUGUUAAUAUUUUAGCUGAUGCUAUCACCAGGUAAACGGUUAGCUCUACAAUCGUCAUUAAUCAGGUUUAUUCAGUUUGGAGAGAGAGAAGUCAACGGAAAACCAAGAAUCAGAAUUGGAGAAAAAAGAAAUGAAGGAAGCCCAAGCAGACCAAUUCCAACCCCACCAAAACUACUACUACAAGGUUCUUCCUUCACUGAACUCAUUUUUCCGAAUUUCACAGCUUCAAACUAUCAAUUCAUCGACAACAAAGGCGCUUUCUUGUUCUCUCGUAAUGGAACAUUCAAAGUUGGUAUCUUCAAUCCCGGAGAACAGGCUAACUUUUACUUGGGCGUUAUGCAUGUUGCUUCCAACACUAUCAUAUGGUCAGCUAAUCGUGAUGCUCCUAUCUCGGGUUCAGGUGAAAUGGUCCUUACCGGCAAAGGAAUUAGCAUUGCUGAUCAAGAUGGCGAUCCUAAAUGGUCAACUCCGCCAUUGAGAUCUUCGGUUUAUGCAUUACUGCUAACUGAGAUGGGUAAUCUUGUUUUACUCGACAAAUUUAAUAGUUCUCUUUGGGAGAGCUUCCACAAUCCAACAGAUACAAUAGUCAUUGGACAACACUUGCCAAAAGGAACAACGCUGUCCAACGCUGUAUCAAAUGGUGACCUAUCAACUGGAGAUUACGGGCUUGCUGUCACUGAUUCUGAUGCAAUAUUGCAGUGGCAAGGACAGACAUAUUGGAAAUUGUCGAUGGAAACCAUGUCUUAUACAAACUCUAACUCUAUUGUGGAAUAUAUGGCAAUAAACAGAACUGGUCUUUUUCUGUUUGGUAGAAAUGGAUCCGUUAUUGUUAUUCUGAUGAGUUUGUCACCAUCUGACUUCCGAAUUGCCCAGUUGAGUGCUUCUGGCCAGUUUAUAAUCAAACACUUCUCCGGUAGUCAAUGGGAACAGGAUUUCACAGGGCCAAUUGACACUUGUCGAAUUCCACUUAUCUGCGGCAGGAUUCGGUUAUGUGUUGAUACUAUGUCUAACAGGCCAACUUGUUCGUGUCCUCCAGGUUUCCUUCAGACACAAAAUUCAAGUGGUUGCGUGCCAAGCCAAGGUUAUUCUUUGCCGCAUGCUUGUAAUUCAAGCCAAAAUGUCAACGACUCUAGUUCAUCUGUUGUUUCCUAUUUGAGGCUUGGAUACGGUAUGGAUUACUUUUCAAUUGAUUUCUCCGAGCCUACAAAAUAUGGUGUAAAUUUGUCACUCUGCCAAGAUUUCUGCACAGCAGACUGUUCUUGCUUGGGAAUUUUUUAUAAAAAUUCUUCUGGAUCUUGCUAUACACUUGAAAAUGCAUUAGGUUCCAUCACAUCAAGCACGACUGAUGAAGAUGAUAUGUUGGGAUACAUUAAAGUUACAGCUGAAGCACCUCGAGAUGACAACACCAAUGGUGAUCAAAAUAAAAAAUUUCCUGUAAUUGCUCUGGUGCUGUUACCUUUCACCGGGUUCUUCUUUAUGGUUGCACUUGGUGUCCUUUGGUGGAGAAGAAGGAAAAAUUCCAAGAUUAGAGAGAGAAAACUAGGUCAUGCAAACUCAUUUUCUUCUGAUGAUCUGGACGCCUUCUUCAUCCCAGGCUUACCCCAACGGUUUGACUAUGAAGAGCUUGAGGUAGCUACUGAUAAUUUUAAAACCCAUAUUGGUUCAGGCGGCUUUGGUUCUGUAUACAAAGGCACACUCUCUGAUAAAUCUGUCGUGGCAGUAAAAAAGAUUACCAAUUUAGGAGUUCAAGGGAAAAAAGAUUUUUGCACUGAAAUAGCAGUAAUUGGAAAUAUUCAUCAUGUCAAUCUGGUGAAGUUGAGAGGAUUUUGUGCUCAGGGUAGACAGCGCCUUUUAGUUUACGAGUAUAUGAAUCGCGGCUCAUUGGACAAGACUCUUUUCGGUUGUGGACCUGUCUUAGAAUGGCAAGAAAGGUAUGAUGUAGCUCUCGGAACUGCUCGGGGACUUGCAUACUUGCAUAAUAGCUGUGAGCAAAAAAUUAUUCACUGUGAUGUCAAACCAGAGAACAUUCUUUUGCAUGAUUAUUUUCAGGCUAAGAUAUCCGAUUUUGGUCUCUCAAAGCUCUUAAGCCCUGAACAGUCCAGUUUAUUCACUACAAUGAGAGGCACUCGCGGAUAUCUUGCACCCGAAUGGCUAACGAACUCAGCAAUAUCAGAAAAAACCGAUGUUUACAGUUUUGGAAUGGUACUGCUUGAACUUGUGAGUGGAAGGAAAAAUUGCUCGACUCGGUCACAAAGCCAUAGCACGAAUAACAGUAAUAGUGGUGGUGGCCAAUCGACAUCAUCAUCCGGUUUAGGACUCGUUUAUUUCCCUUUAUUUGCAUUGGAGAUGCAUGAGCAAGGAAGGUAUUUAGAACUUGCUGAUCCAAGGCUCCAAGGGAGAGUGACAAGCGAAGAAGUGGAGAAAUUAGUAUGCAUUGCUCUUUGCUGUGUUCAUGAAGAUCCUGCAUUGAGGCCUAAUAUGGUUAGUGUUGUUGGAAUGUUGGAAGGUGGCGUUCCUUUAGCUCAACCAAGAGUAGAGUCUUUGAAUUUCUUGAGAUUUUACGGCCGUCGAUUUUCUGAAGCUUCAAUGGUAGGGGAGGAAAAUGGAGAAAGCAAUUUCAUUUUAUUUCCAAGAGGAAAUAAUUCUACCACAAGCGCGACAAGCGGUUCCCCUGCUCGUUUCUCUUAUAUCUCCUCACAGGAAGUCUCAGGUCCCAGAUAAUGUUUAAUGGUUCAAUUUCUGCUGCUUAAUUAUGUAUAGUGUAUUGUGAAUGAUAUAAAACCACAAAAUGUAUGCAACUGGAAUUUGUGCGUAUAUAUCUAUAUAUUGAAAUCA